Messenger RNA from Dentiscutata erythropus, 559 nucleotides. NCBI's taxonomy places the organism in Eukaryota, Fungi, Glomeromycota, Glomeromycetes, Diversisporales, Gigasporaceae. The record is from the annotation of a GenBank genome assembly.
UAGUUUGAACGAACAUGAUGGUAUGGAUGAACAUGAUAAUAUGAAUGAACAUAAUAGUAUGAAUGAACAUGACAGUGGCAGGGAUGAAUACCGUAAUUAUGAGCCUGAAGAAAACAUUACUGAAGAUGUGAAUGAUGAUUAUGAAAUACAAAAGGUUUUUAAUAGUUGGGAUGUUGCUAUGGAAGAAAUUGAGAAAUAUACACAUCGUAAAGCAGCAACAAACCGUUAUGAAAUGGCACUAUCAAUUUUUUUAAUUGUUGACAAUCAUCUACACUCACAUAUGGUGGUGCAAGCACUCAUAGAUGAUGAAAUGAUGGAAUAUCAUAGCUGGAUUUUUCAGAAUAUAAAGAAUGCCACACGUAAUGCUGUUCCACGUGUGAUUUUUACUGAUGCGGAUCUAGCUGUUUCUGCGGCAAUUUGUGAUGAGUUUCCUACAACAAAAUCUCUUCAUUGUAUGUUUCAUAUCUCUCAAAAUCUUUUUUCAAAUCUUAAAAGCUGCCUUGGAGAUCAAUAUAAUGAAUUUAUUCAGAAUUUCUACGAAAUGCAAAAAUCACCAUGA